Molecule: messenger RNA, 5294 nt
Organism: Thalassophryne amazonica
Lineage: Eukaryota; Metazoa; Chordata; Actinopteri; Batrachoidiformes; Batrachoididae
Product: transcriptional regulator ATRX-like
Exons: 30
Coding region: 132-5111 (1659 amino acids)
Cellular component (GO): nucleus
Molecular function (GO): ATP binding; ATP-dependent chromatin remodeler activity; ATP hydrolysis activity
Source: RefSeq, a predicted model, not a curated record
UGUAAACAACAGUGGGGAGAAGGAAAAGAAAGAGAGACACUUUGCUUCGUUGGUUUUGUUUUUAUUUUGUCACGGAUUGAAUGCCACAUUUUAUCCUGUUACACUGGUGCCAUGAGCCGAUAAGGUUUUGAAUGACUUCGGUUGUUCAGUGGCUUAUCAAAAUGUCUACGGUGAUGUUAAGCGCCACGAACAGCAAGCUAAAUAUCUUGGUCAAUAAACUACACGAGUACUUGUCUCAUUCCUCUGUUGAGGAAACCAAUGGUACAGCAGAGCUAGAGGAACCAGAUGCUCUCAAGAACAAUAGGAAUACAAUGACAAGUUCAACAGGUCACACUACAAGUGAGGCAGGUAUGCAGGCUAAAUACUCCAGGAGAAAGCCUUCAGUUGUUGUUAAGCAUUCUGGACUAGAUGAAUCUGGUGACUCGAAUGGAGGUGAAGACUUGGAUCUACCAAUUAAUUCAAAUGGUCAUCUCGAUAUUACUAGAUUACCAAAAGGCACUGUAUUAGUCAGGCCAGAACCAGUUGAUAAUGUCAGAGGUGACUUCAGGGGACCAGAAUUCCAGAGCCGAAAGUCCAAUGUUCUGAGAAAAGACUUUUCAAGGAGACGAGGAGCUGAACAUUUGGGAAUUGUCAGUUGCACUGCUUGUGGGCGACAAGUUAACCACUUCCAGAGAGAUUCUUUCUAUCGACAUCCAGUUCUGAAAGUACUUGUUUGCAAGUCUUGCUACAAGUAUUAUUUAAGUGAUGAUAUCAGUAAGGAUGGAGAAGGAAUGGAUGAGCAAUGCAGAUGGUGUGCUGAGGGAGGAAACUUGAUCUGUUGUGACUUCUGUAGCAAUGCUUUCUGCAAGAAGUGUAUUUUAAGGAAUUUGGGGAGGAAGGAGCUGUCUGGUAUCUUGGAGAGCAAAUGGUACUGUUAUGUCUGUAGCCCAGAGCCCCUUUUUGACCUUGUGGAGGCCUGCAACACAGUCCUUUGCAGUAUGGAGAAUCUGUGGCGGCAGCAGCGCAAGAGGAAUCGUGCAGAGCCAGAGAAAUCUGAACUUUUUCACAUCUUGCCACAAAACAUUCCUCUGGAUAAGUGGGAUCACAGUGGCAUGGAUGGAAGUGUGGUGUUCAACUAUAACACUCUGCAGAUUUCAAAGGACAUGACUAAAAAAGCCAAACAUUUAGUGGAAUCAGCAAACACUAUAAAUCGAACAUUUGUCAAUUUUAUUCACACUGUAACAAAAAACAAACAAGCACAUGGUGUUCGCGUUCUGCAUCUGAAGUCUUUUUUGUCAGUGCUGAAAGGCUUGAGGAAGUCCCUAACAGCCCUUGAGGAUUGCCUUAAGGAAGAAUUUAAUGACUUGGACACAAUAGAGAGUUGGGAAAGUUUCUUAAAUGAUGACUUUGACACGCAUCAUGUGACAGAAUCAGAGCUUGAUAUCUCGGAUGGUGCAUGUUUGAAUGUCUUGCAGAAGUUGGCAGCUGAACAUUUUAAUGAUGAUGAUUCAGACUCUAAGGGCUUUACUGAUAGUAUUAAGUCUUUUUCCCAUGGGAGAAGUACCCAUGGCUGCUCUGGGGAGUGCCUGGAUUCCGAACAAAGGAACAGCCAGACGCCUGUGGUCAGUAUGACAAAAAAACUAGUGGUGCAACUUACACCCGUACCUAUGGAACAGGAGCCCCCCUCCACUGCUCCGGAUGCAGAGACAGAGAUAGACAAGCACAUAAUGGUUAAUUUGGAGGAAGAAGAGGAGGUAGGAAAUGGAGAAAUGGAUGUUGCUUGUAGUAAACCUGACAGCAACAUGAGCAGUGACAUCUCUAGUACAUUGAAGGAAUCUGUACAUCUAGAAGAGGAACAAGGCAAUAGGCGGUCUCCUCGGGUGAAAACCACACCCCUGCGACGUCCAAGUGAUAUCAAGGGUAAAAAGCCACUUUCAGCAGCCGAAACUGACACUGACCUCGACCAGGAGGAAACUCCCAGCACAGGACCAGCCAAAGAGGGUGAAGAAGAGCUUAGAACAAGAGAUGACUCAGACUCAGAUGAAGUUCCAACAGCUCUGGUUGAAAGAGCAGCUAUGACACAAACAUCUGAUGAGCCCCAGAGUGAUGAGGAUGAUAAAGCAUCAAAUAAGGUAGCUAAGAAAUGUCUCUUUUGGCUGAAUAAGAACACUCCGGAAAAUAUUAGACGCAAGCGCAAGUUCCUUGACUGUUCUCCUGGGUCUGACUCAAGGAAAGUCAAGCCUCGAAUGGAAAGUGUAAGCGAUUCUUCUAGUGAUGAAGACUCUGAGAAGCAAAUAAAACGCUUGCAGACUGUGAGGUCAAUAGGGAAGCCUCAACUCUCCAAAAGGCAGGAUGACUGUGCAGUUAGAGAGCAGGGGCAAAUAUUGUCCAGCAAGUCCAACUUUAAACCUCGGCAGGAAAUAAUGGUGUUGACAACUUCGUCAAGUGAUGACGAAUGUGAUGAUGAUGGUGACGACGAUGAUGAUGACAAUGACUCUGGCAGCGAUGAAGAUGAUCAGAAGAUCAAGCCAAUUACUGAAAAUGUUUCCUUAUUGGCUACAACAGCAUUUCACCAAUCAUCUGGAGAUGACGAGCAGUCUGGGCCCUCUUGGGCAGCAGAAGAUGACGAUGACCCAGAAAAUAGAAUUGCUAAGAAAAUGCUUUUGGCCCAAAUCAAUGCCAUCUCCUCGAGUGAUGAUAUAUCUUCGGAUGAGGAAACACAGGACAGUAAAUCAGAGUUGGAGGGUGACACAGAAGCUAAUCAAAGAGUGGAUAUUGAAAAUGGAGAAGACUUGACAUUAGCUUCACAUGAGCCUGUUUCUAGGCACCCUCUACUCCAUCACAAGCUCACCCUAGAUGAAAGGCCAUUGAAUGGCAAACCUCCAGCAGAUGAGGAUGGAGGAGAGCUAAAAAACGAGACAAAAGCGGACGGGAAACUUGGGCCCACUAGUGACCUUGAUGAUAACACUGAUGUUGAAGAGUUGGAGAUCGAGAGCUCUGGAAUGAGCGAAGAGGUCAGCGAUUCACAAGAUGACAAUGUUGGAUUAAAAAGCGACAGCAAAGGCACACCCAAGAGACGCAAAAAGAUCCGCAAAAUCAUAGAGGAUACAAACCUGUGUGCUGAGACGCAGGAAGCCCUGAGAGAGGAGGAGCAACGACGCAAACGGUUGGCAGAUAGAGAACAGCAGAUGGAGGACCGGAGAGAGAUAAUAGUUAUAGAGGAUGAGUUAUCUCAAGUUCCGUGUUCCAUAACUACCAAGCUGGUCCUGGAUCAGGAUGAGGACACGAAGGAGCCUCUUGUUCAGGUGCACAGGAAGCUGUUGAUCCGGCUGAAGCCUCACCAGGUGGAUGGAGUCCAGUUCAUCUGGGACUGUUGCUGUGAGUCUGUGAAGAAGGCCAAUUCCUCUCCUGGAUCAGGCUGUAUCCUGGCACACUGUAUGGGACUAGGGAAGACUCUUCAGGUGGUGGCUUUCCUUCACACAGUGCUGUGUACAAAAAUCCUGAAAUUCACAACUGCCUUAGUUGUGUGUCCACUAAACACUGUGCUGAGCUGGGUCAGUGAAUUCAUGAAAUGGCAAGAAAAUAUCAUUGAGGAUAAAGUUAUGGUUACAGAACUGGCUACAAUAAAGAGUCCUCGGGAACGGCUCAGUGCUCUGCAGAGGUGGCAGAGAGAUGGCGGAGUUGCGAUAAUGGGAUAUGAGAUGUACCGCAGCCUCUCACUGGGCCAUAAAGUCAAAGACGACAGCCUGACACGAGAGUUUAAGAAGCUGCUGGUGGAUCCCGGUCCAGACUUUGUGGUUUGUGAUGAGGGUCAUAUUCUGCACAAUGAAGCUUCUAAAAUCUCCAAAGCAAUGACCGCUAUCAAAACCCGGCGGCGAGUGGUGCUAACUGGCACGCCUCUUCAGAACAACUUAGUUGAGUACCACUGCAUGGUCAGUUUUAUCAAGCAGAAUCUUCUCGGAUCACUGGUGGAGUUCAGGAACCGCUUUAUUAACCCCAUCCAGAACGGCCAGUGUGCCGAUUCCACCCCGAAAGACGUCCGAAUCAUGAAGAAACGCGCGCAUGUGCUGUAUGGUAUGUUGGCUGGCUGUGUACAGAGAAAAGAUUACUCUGUGUUAGCUGCGUUUCUGCCUCCCAAAUAUGAGUUUGUGCUGGCAGUGAGAGUUUCCCCACUUCAGUGUCGCCUGUAUCACCACUACCUUGAUCAUAUUGCAGGUGUGAGACCCACCGCUGAAAGGGAAAAGGUCAAAGUCGGUGCAAACCUCUUCAAAGACUUUCAGGUACUUCGUCAAAUUUGGUCUCAUCCCAGGUGCCUUCAACUGAACUCCAUCAGCAAAGGAAAAGCACAGUCGGGCAAAAAUAAUCCUAUUAAAGCUGCAGCUCUCUCAAAAAGGGAACCAUCUGUGACAACUGAAAGUGGAAUGAGAAAAGAUGGAGGAGAAGCAAACACCGCUGACAACAGUGAAAGGCUUACCGUUGAUGUGGUCAGCGGCACUUCAGCAGCUGAAGGAGAGAUGAAUCCUCGCAAAGCCACUGAAGGCUGGUACAACCACCUGAUGAGCGAUGAGGACACCAUCAUCCUGGAGCAUUCUGGGAAGAUGGUGCUUCUGUUUGAGAUACUCAAAAUAGCUGAAGAGCUGGGGGACAAAGUACUUGUGUUCAGUCAGUCAUUGAUCUCAUUGAAUCUAAUUGAAGAUUUCCUCAGUGCCGCCCACAAUGCCAGAAGUUCACAGGCAGGCAAAGAUGGCAGCUGGAUUAAAAAUAUCGAUUACUAUCGUAUGGAUGGUUCUGUCAAUGCUGUGUCGAGGAAGCAAUUGGCAGAAAAGUUCAAUGACACUGCUAAUGUCCGCGGCCGGUUGUUCCUCAUCUCGACACGAGCCGGCUCACUUGGCAUCAGUCUUGUUGCUGCCAACAGGGUCAUUUUGUUUGAUGCUUCAUGGAAUCCCUCCCACGACACACAGAGCAUAUACAGGGUGUAUCGCUUCGGUCAGCAGAAACCUGUGUUUGUGUAUCGCUUCUUAGCACAGGGCACCAUGGAGGAAAAGAUCUAUGACCGUCAGGUGACAAAAAAGUCUUUGGUCAUACCGCCGUGGUGGACGAGCAGCAGAUUGAGAGGCACUUCACCCUUCUGAACUGACUGAACAUACACAUUCGAACCCGACCUGCUGGAUGACCCCAACUCGAAGAAAAGCAAGAGAUCCACCCCGGCUUUUCCAAAGGAUGUGAUUCUGGCAGAAUUACUACAGGCCUGUAAAGACUCACAUAGUGUGCUACCAUGAGCACGACUCUCUGCUGGGCCACAAAGAAGACGAGGA